CGUUAGAUAAAACGAAAAACAAAAUAAGAAUUUUAAUGGAUUCCAGUUCCUACACCGGUAAUCAGGUUUCAAGGUCAGUAUCCGCUUCCAUACUAUGCAUUUGUUUUUUUGGCGUUUUACCUUUCAAAAUUGAAACAAGUUAACAAUUAUUAAUAUAUUUUAUGCUAACCACUAUGAUGAAGAUAACACGUUUGUGGCUGUGUGUUCCAAACUAUUCUCAUCCGUGUGUUCAUACUGUUUGUUACAUUCAAAUCAAAAUAAUACUACUCUCCAAUAAAUGAAUACUUAGUACCAAUGGCCUUGUCCUCUACAUCAUUAUUAUGCAUUCCAACUAACCCAAUCUCUCAAACACCCAAAUUCAGAUUCUCAACUAACCUUGUGUUUACUGUCAAUUUGCCAAGGAAAUUAUCCGUUAGAAGCUCUGGCGAAAACUCUGCAGGAGCUACAGAGGUAGAGUCAGAGAGUUCCAUUGAACUUCCAAAAGAAUCAUCAUCUUUAAUUUCUACUCUCAAUGUAGAAAGAGCUCUCCGUGGUAUACCAAUAACAGACGCAGACCAUUAUGGUAGACUCGGCCUACCAAGAGGAUGUCCCUAUGACAUGGUGCCAGUUGCCUAUAACAACAAGGUUCAAGAAUUGGAGAGUCAGGAUUUAGAAAAAGACAUACUCAACAAGAAAUUGGAACUUCUCAGAGAAUCCUACACCAUCAUGUCAUCGCCGGAUGAAAGAAGAAUGUAUGACUGGAGUUUGGCCAGAGAAGGUAACACAGAAAAAUUCAUUUGGCCAUAUGAAGUUGAUGUUUCAGAGCUUCAAAAAGGAGAUCCUCCGCCACAGGAACCUGAGGAUGUUGGACCAACCAGACUGAUCGGAUACUUCCUAGUGGGAUGGAUAGUGCUAUCAGUUGUGUUGUCAAUUGGAUUAAACUUAUAGAAACAAGUUUAUGUAUACUAUGCACCAACCCAUGAAACUUUUAUUCCUAGUUUGGAUUCUCAAACUCUUUCAAAACAACCUAUUACUCGUAAACGCUUCAUUCCAA
This is a messenger RNA of Lathyrus oleraceus (garden pea), 1033 nucleotides long. Its product is annotated as NAD(P)H-quinone oxidoreductase subunit U, chloroplastic. The record is from RefSeq and is a predicted model, not a curated record. The coding region runs from base 295 to 927 and encodes 210 amino acids. Gene Ontology annotation, cellular component: NAD(P)H dehydrogenase complex (plastoquinone); chloroplast thylakoid membrane; chloroplast. Lineage: Eukaryota; Viridiplantae; Streptophyta; Magnoliopsida; Fabales; Fabaceae. The transcript is spliced from 4 exons.